UUUGGCUGAAUUAUAAAUCAUGUUCUUUCCAAGUCGGUAUACGGCUCAGGACACGGUAGCGAGAGGAUCAAUACCUCAAAGAGAGCCUCGACAAGCUUAAAGUGCUGCUGUAGUGUUUCCUGUUGGCAGACAUGACAGACUCAACACAAGUCACCAGCGUUCUAGCUCAGGAGUUGGCUCAGCUGACCAGCAGCGGAGGUUUUUGAAGAAGGAGCAGAGAAAGAGGAACCCUCAGAGGUCGAGGCAGCAAAAGCAGAAUAGAAAUGGAUCAGAUUAUGGCCUUGAGGGAAGUGAAGGCAGACGAGACUCAUCAGCUGAUCAACCUUAGAGUGAUGAGACACAAAGGCCUCUAACAUGUGAGAUACAAGAUAAGAUCGCUGUAGUUAGUUAUUUACAGAUACAAAAUAUGAAAAUACGUCAUACGCCUUGAUAGUAUUGUACAAUGUAUUGUUAAAGAUAAAACCAUAGUUGGACCAACUGUCUAGUUGGCAUCCAUUGUUACAGUUAUAGUUGCAUUUCCUCCAAAGAGAUUACGCCUCUAAACUUCUCAUAUGGAUUUAUUUAAAGGAUCAAAGGGAUAAUAAGCCAAUAUAUCACACAGAAGCAAUUUGUGUAUUAGAACUUUUUGUUCUUCUCUCAUGCUGUGACCGUCUUACCACCGCUAUGAUGUACUGUAUCUUGUGGCCCUUUUUUAGGGGCUCUGACCUUUAUGUCAAAGUAACUCCAGUAACAAAAUGCCACCUGAACAUUCACACUGAUGCAGCAGUAUGUCUAACAAUGUAACACAUCUGUCACAGACACCAUUCCUGCAGAACGAGUACGUUUUUUUUACUUUUUGUUGCUUCUAAAUGCAUUUUGCUGCCGUUUUCCUCAUAGUAUAUAUUUAGAGUGUGCAUUUUACUGUACGUUUGCUGAAGUAAAGGAUCUGAGUUACUUCUUCCACCACUGGCUAAAACUGCAACGUAAGCAAGAUGAGUCAACUUGCUGUAUAGUAAAUCUACCAGCAGAGAAAUAUUCUCUCUAAAAGCAUUGAAUUAGACCUGCAGCGUUUAUAUUGUAGAAUUAUAAAUAUCUCUCUAUAUUAUCACCGCUGAGUGAGCAGCGGCGGUGACUCCCAGUCCUCCUCACCUACCCUGGCCCUCCUCCCUGCCUCCUUUCCCCUCCCUCUCUCCGACACGCAUGCAUACAGACCGACAGGCUACGCGACCCCCCUCCCCCCCUUCCAUCAUUUUCCCAUCUCUUACUCACUCUCUUCCCUACAACAAACAUGGCCGCGAAAUCUGAUGGUGCACCCGUCUCUCUACGAAACGAAAUCCCACCCGAGUGUCCCUCCAGGUCGGACCCGCGGCCUCCUCAGCACCGUCCUGCCGAGCAGCGCUACUCCGUCCCGGACUGCUGCUGGACGCUGUGCGCCCUUUUGGUGUUCUUCUCGGACGGGGCCUCAGACCUGUGGCUGGCCGCGGACUACUACCUUAGGAGGUCCUACUGGUGCUUUGCACUGACUCUGGUCUUUGUGAUAAUCCCGUCCGUGGUGGUGCAAGUGUUGAGCUUCCGAUGGUUCGCCUACGAUUUCUCGGAAACCGUCGAGAGCGGCACGGCUGCGGCCGCCGUGGUGGGGGCGUCGGUAGCGGAGGAGAGCGACUUCAGCACCAAGGACAGCGGCGAGCGGGGCGCUGGCCGCUCUGCCGAGGAGGCCGGGGUGCUGCCAGGGCCGGGCAUCGGGGGAGGAGCCCGGGGCUGCUGCAGAGCCUUCAUAUGGUUCUUACAGGCCAUCAUUCAUAUCUUUCAACUGGCACAGGUCUGGAGGUAUGUCCACGCCCUGUAUUUGGGUGUGCAGAGCCGCUGGCACAGAGACCCUGAGCGCCGACACUACUACUGGCGCAUGAUGUUUGAGAGCGCCGAUAUCAGCAUGCUGCGUCUGCUUGAGUCCUUCCUGAAGAGUGCCCCUCAGCUGGUGCUGCAGCUCAGCAUCAUGAUCCAGGCCACUCAGUUGCUGCCCCUUCAGGGGCUUUCAGCUUCUGCCUCGCUGCUAUCCCUCGCCUGGAUGGUCGCCUCCUAUCAGAAAGCUCUGAGGGACUCCCGAGACGAUAAGCUACCCAUGACCUACAAGGCCGUCAUAGUUCAGAUUCUGUGGCACCUGUUCACCAUCGGCGCCCGCACUCUGGCCUUCGCCCUGUUUGCCUCUGUGUUCCAGCUUUACUUUGGCAUCUUCAUCGUGGCCCACUGGUGCAUCAUGACGUUUUGGAUCAUUCAAGGCGAGACGGACUUCUGCAUGUCCAAAUGGGAGGAGAUUAUCUAUAACAUGAUGGUGGGCAUCGUGUAUGUAUUCUGCUGGUUCAGUGUUAGAGAGGGGCGCACUCGCUGCAGGUUGCUCAUCUACAGCCUGACUGUGUUCGUUGAGAAUGUGGCGCUCACCACUGCCUGGUAUUUGUACCGCGACCCUCGUACCUCAGACUUCUACGCCGUCAUCAUGGUGUGCGUGGUGGCCAGCAGCUACGCUCUGGGCACCUUCUUCAUGUUUGUGUAUUACUGUCUGCUGCACCCUGACGGCCCGGUCUCAGGGUGGGGUUAUAUUGUGGAGAAGGAGGUGCCUGUAGAGACGCUGGCCUCCCCAGCUACCAGCCUGCCCCCUGACGUGGUGAGCAGCCCCCCCAGAACCCUUCAGAGAACUAAAGGGUCAGAAAGAGAGCAGGGGUCUGGGGUAGAUGGAGACGUGUUUCAGGUACGACCACUUCGGGGAGCUCAGGCCCCAGUGCCCAACCUAACACCCAGGACAGAGGGGCCUGUCAUCCGCAUAGAUCUGCCCAGGAAGAAGUACCCAGCCUGGGAUGCUCACUUCAUCGACCGCCGGCUGCGCAAAACCAUCCUGGUGCUCGAAAGCGCCGCCCCGGUCACGCCAAGGAUCCAGUACCGCUGUCUGGGCACACCCAAAGAAGUGAUGGAGUACGAGACCACCGUGUGAUGUGCCGAAGGGGCUGUAACUCAGCUCGAGCCAUGUGAACACCCUGCCUUAAACACAAUGGCAGGUGGAUGACUCUCACUGAGCAGUCUGUUUCCGCUCCCCGCCUAACUUGAUUGAUCUCUGUACAGUCAGUCAGUGGAGACAAACAGGUGUGAGAGUGUGGUGUCUUUAUUUUUUACAAAGGCAAAAGUGCUGUGAUGUUGUGUAAUGAUGGUGCAUAUUUCGGUUUCUGUAUCAUUUCUCAGGUCGGGGUGUGGUACAGGAAGAGGUUGACGUCAGCAGCAAACUUGCUGUCCGGUGAAGUUAGAGAGAAGCACAGGUAGUCAGAGGAGUGGAGCUGAUUAUUUAAUCAGAGGCCGAAAGUCCUCCUCAGUGAAGGUGCUUCAGCGCAUCCUCUCAAGGCGAUCAACAACAGAGACGAGCCUUCAACAUGCAUGACUAUUUGUGGCAGCUAGAAAUGAAACAUCAUUGAACAAGAUGUAGAAGGGUGAGAGGCAUUCAAAGAUGAUGAACUCGCACUGUCAUUUUAAACACAAUCUACAAUAAAUACAUCACAGGCACUGAUGGUCGUAAUCAUACUUUUCCAUAUAUACUCACUCAUGUUGAAGGAUUCUCUGAAAAUGCUGAAUGUAAAAACAGUUGAAAAUGUGAUUAUUUGUGACAAGGCUUCAAGGAUUUUUAUGCUGUUAGUGGGAUUUACAACAUUCCUGUGGUACAAGGUUUGUUUUUGUUUUUUUAGGUAAGCUAGAACAAAAAAGAGAUUUGUGUGUUUACAAGCAGUCUGUUGUUUUUGGGACACGCCAUCACUAUUAUUCCAAUGAGAUGCACCUUCAUUCAGAAUGUGUACUGAACAACAUUAUGAUUUACAUUUACAGGAUGUAUUCUGAUGGGACUCUCAACAAUUGUAUUUUCAUACUGCAUCCGUCUUACACCGCAAAGGAAACGGGACAUUAAUUUCCAUGUAAAUUAAACUGUAUAAUGAAGAGGACGUUACAGAGGGACAGCACUGUCUGUAAUAUUACUGUAUCCAUACUUUGUUGUCUGAAUAAUGUAGAGAAAAAAUAAUUAGCUGCAGACUCCAGACUCGGAAUAGCUUUGAUAUUAUUGAUGGUACAGGCAUGUGAUACUUGUGGUAACACUUUUAUUUUACAGGAUCGGUAAUUUCCAUUUAAUUUUUUCUAAAUUUUCCGAGAAAUACAUUUUGAUUUAGAUAUCAGUUUUAGGGAAUAUAGAGAGAUAAUUUGAGCUGUUGAUUUCCAGAGGAAUUCCCUUGAAAUAACUGCUCUAUUUAAACCCCCAAAUAAUGUAUUCAUCACCCACUAAUUAUUGGAAAAUUAAUUCUUCAUAUAUGAUGAAUUGAAUACUCACCAUACUCAACAAAUUACACAUUUCUGACCUGCUGUAGAGUCAUGGUCACCCUAGUUUAGCAUUUAAAUUAAUUCAUUUUUUUGUAUUUAUUUACCUAUUAGUGCUAAAUAUUAGUUUCCAGGAACUUUCCCAUGAAAUUAUUAAGAAUUUAUGGUCCUGUAAAAUAAAGUGAUACCGUACUUUAUUUUAUCAGGGUUGUUUUUGUAUAGAGUAGUCACAAGAAGGAACUUUCUGAACUGUGUGUGUGUGUUUGUGUGUGUUUGCGUGUAUGUGUGUGUGUGUGAGCUCAUAUACCAGCAUGUGUAUGGGUGUAUGUGGGGGAGGGGAGUCCUGCCAUGUACAUUUAGGUUCAUUUGAAAUGUGUCAUUGAGAUAAGACAGUUUUGUUGUAAACACUGUCCAGUCAGCUCAGUUUUCCCAGAUGACACUAAAAUAAAUAAGUAACAGCCCACUGAACACCUUUACCAACCCUGUUGCAGUUAAAAAAAUAAAAAAAGCCAGAGAGGUUUCAAUUAUGGUGCUAACUGUUUGAGUCCAUCACAUAACUACCACAAGGUGUACCAUAAACUGAGCUUGUUAUGGCAGGAGUUUGGGCAGGGCUGUACCUCAAAACACAAACACAAAGCUAGAAUCAAAAAGCCUUAAACUGGUCAUACCAGACGGUUGCUGUUCAGAGCAAGAAAAAAAAGAUGAAUGAGAAGGUGAAGACAAUUUCAUUAUGUUGUUGUUGCUGAAAUAAAGAGCAAUGUGUUUACCUGA
Molecule: messenger RNA, 5088 nt
Organism: Anarrhichthys ocellatus (wolf-eel)
Lineage: Eukaryota; Metazoa; Chordata; Actinopteri; Perciformes; Anarhichadidae
Gene: xkr7a
Product: XK related 7a
Exons: 3
Coding region: 1268-2962 (564 amino acids)
Biological process (GO): phosphatidylserine exposure on apoptotic cell surface; apoptotic process involved in development; engulfment of apoptotic cell
Cellular component (GO): plasma membrane
Source: RefSeq, a predicted model, not a curated record